Molecule: messenger RNA, 1324 nt
Organism: Somion occarium
Lineage: Eukaryota; Fungi; Basidiomycota; Agaricomycetes; Polyporales; Cerrenaceae
Source: the annotation of a GenBank genome assembly
AGGUCAAUCAAAGCAGACAACUAUAAGUAGCAUGAGAAAUACCAACGUUGUCUACUCCCCACGACGACCACUUAGCCCCGUUUGUUGCUUUAGCUCUGUCUAGAAAGUCUCAUUGCAAUGUCUAUCCUUCGUACCGCUAGAAUACACUCGCUCGCUGUUACGAAGACGUGCAUGCCAACGAUGCAACGAUUUGCGUCCUCGAAAGCGAAAGACUCGCCCUUGCAGACGGAGAAUCAACCCAAGACGGGUGUUCAGCCACUCUACGGACCUCUUGGUGUGAACGCGGCUCUCAAGUGGUCUCCAACAGAUCCUCCACCGAGGCCCACCCUCUUCCCUCACGAAUUUUCCCUUUCCGAUCGCGUCGCACUAGUCUCAGGCGCAAACCGAGGUCUAGGUCUCGAAAUGGCUCUAGCCUUGAUCGAAGCAGGUGCACGAGCAGUCUAUUGUGUCGACCUACCCAAGACAGCCGGUGAAGAAUGGCAUAAGGUAAAGGAGUAUGCGAAGAACAUGAAGGGAAAGGGUGGAGAAGGACGAUUAGAGUAUCUUCAUGCGAACGUUACUGAUCAGGAGGCAAUGUGGAAGAUUGGCGAGACGGUUGGGAGUAGGGAAGGCAGGUUGGAUGUUGGUAUAGCGGCUGCAGGUGUCCUCAAGGAGCAUACCGAUUGUCUCGAGUAUCCGGCAAAGCAAUUCCGAGAAGUAAUAGACGUAAAUGUGAACGGCGUCUUGUUCACGGCACAAGCAGCAGGUCGGCAGAUGGCCAAGUUCGGGAACGGCGGAAGCCUGAUAUUGAUCGCCAGCAUGAGUGGGAGCAUCACGAACAAGGACCACGCUUGGGUGAGUUACAACAGUUCCAAGUCUGCGGUUUUGCAGAUGGCGCGAAGUAUGGCAUGUGAGCUAGGGCCGAAGAGAAUCCGAGUGAAUACGCUUAGUCCAGGUCAUAUAUACACGACCAUGACCGCAGCGUACCUUGAUAAACAACCACACCUGCUAGCCAAAUGGGCCAGUCUUAAUCCUAUGGGCCGGAUCGGACGACCAGACGAGCUGCGAGGAGUGGUCACUUGGCUUGCAAGUGACGCUAGUACGUUCUGUACUGGAAGCGAUAUUCUUGUCGAUGGUGGACAUCAUGCGUGGUAACGGCGUGUUUUUGGGGACACGCUGGAACGCUUAGUAGCGGGUCGCACUAGAUUACGAUGCAGGAAUUUGUAUAACACGCUGAGAAAUGUGCUAUUAGCGUAUUACCGUGGACAUUGUCAGCUGGAACUCCAAUGCGCUCUCCUCAUUGCUGCUGGCGGCGAGGGAUACGGAAUACACACGCCCGGUGGAG